Molecule: messenger RNA, 975 nt
Organism: Sphaerodactylus townsendi
Lineage: Eukaryota; Metazoa; Chordata; Lepidosauria; Squamata; Sphaerodactylidae
Product: olfactory receptor 14A16-like
Exons: 1
Coding region: 10-975 (321 amino acids)
Biological process (GO): G protein-coupled receptor signaling pathway
Cellular component (GO): membrane
Molecular function (GO): G protein-coupled receptor activity; olfactory receptor activity
Source: RefSeq, a predicted model, not a curated record
GGAAGCAAAAUGCCCAAUGUUACUUCCUCAUCGGAAUUUCUGCUCCUUCAGUUUUCAGACAUCCGAGAACUACAGAUCUUUGUAUUCAUUGUAUUCUUCACAGUAUACUUGACUGCAGUGACUGGCAACCUUCUCAUCAUCCUUGCUGUAGCCCUGGAUCAUCAACUCCACACUCCCAUGUACUUCUUUCUCAUGAACCUGGCCAUUCUGGAUGUUGGCACAGUUUCUGUCCUGUUACUCAAAACAAUGGCCAAUUCCUACCUAAACAGCAGGUCAAUUUCUUAUCUGGGGUGUGUAGCUCAAGUUUUCUUCCUCUUCUUCUUUGGAGGGUCAGAUUUUGCCAUCUUGACAAUAAUGGCACAUGAUCGUCAUAUUGCUAUCUGCAAUCCAUUGCAAUAUGAGACCAUUAUGCACAGAGGAGUCUGCAUUGAAAUGGCGGUCAGUGCAUGGAUUGCUGGUAUGCUCAAUGGUGCGUUAAACAGUGGAGGAACUUUUGCUAUCAACUUCUGCUCUAACAUAAUCGAUCAGUUCUUCUGUGAAGUCCCACAAGUUCUAAAACUUGCCUGUUCCGACAUGUAUCUAGUUGAAGUUGGAGUGAUUAUAAUGAGCUCUUUCUUUACAAUAGGAUGCUUCAUCUACAUCAUAUUCAGCUAUGUGCAGAUUUUUCGAGCAGUGCUUAGAAUUCCUUUUGUGCAUGGCCAGAAAAAGGCCAUCUCCACUUGCCUUCCCCAUCUCACUGUGGUGUGUUUGCUUAUAUUUAGUGGCAUCUUUGCCUAUGUGAGGCCUCACAGAUACUCUUCAUCUGACCUUAAUGUUCUUUCUGCAAUAAUGUAUGCUGUAAUCCCUCCCUUGCUCAAUUCAUUCAUUUAUAGCAUUAGAAACAAAGAAAUCAAGACUGCAUUGUUGAAGCUCACCGAUUGGAGACAUUGUUGUAAGAUAAUUGCUCACAAAGUUUUUCUACCAGAAUGGAGUUGA